AUGAAGACUAGACAAGUCACCAAGUGGAAGCGUUGGACCUCUAUCUGGUGUGAUCUACGUGAGAAAGUUCGUAUGGCUACAUUAUCUAGGAGACGAUUAUUCGAUCUUCGUCCGGGUCAGAAGGUCCUACUCUGGACAAGGAAGCCUGGAAAGUUCAUUGGUUGGAGCUGGGAGGGUCCCUAUCCGGUUGUUGAGACACGCGGAAGUGUCACCACUAUUCGUCGCAACGAUGUAGAUUUCAAGGCUGCAACUACUAACCUGAAGCCCUUCCACGCGUAUGAUGAUGGCGAUGAUGAUGUAUGUCCUGACGAUGUCGUGGAAGAGCCCCCUCAACCUGAUGCGAACGAUAGUCCCGGAGCUGACUCUCCACAGACUACUACAAGUCCUGCAAAUGCUCCUACUGGUGAUAUAGAGGAGCAUACCUCCCAAUUAGAUCAACAACCCGACGAUGACAGGAUCUUUGAGAUUGGUUCGAUAAGGGUAUUUGUGGAUCCCGGUCAUCGCUACUUCCCCUACACCUCAAUUGCAGGUUACAUCGUUAACUGCGACGAGAAUGCUGUUACUAUUAUCCCUUUUGUUGACCCUACUAACCGUAUGAUUGAAGCUGACCGAUUAGUUGACGAACCUGCAGUUCUGAGUAGUGAGACGAUGGAUAUUCCAAGAACGACUCUACGCGAUAUCGUCUGCCUCAAGUAUAGAGUACCUCCUACUCGUAAUAUGCUUCGUCAACUCCGUCUAGCGGCGGCGGCAGUGUAG
Molecule: messenger RNA, 756 nt
Organism: Perkinsus marinus ATCC 50983
Lineage: Eukaryota; Perkinsozoa; Perkinsida; Perkinsidae
Exons: 1
Coding region: 1-756 (251 amino acids)
Source: RefSeq, a predicted model, not a curated record